GUAGCUGCAUAGAUUGCUUUGGCACUUUUAACUUUUUUUACUUGAAUAUGGUCUUACAAGCUCUGGCAUGAAGAUAGCUAUAAAGCAGCUGGAGAAUGGAAAAUAUCUGUUAAAAAUCAAAUAUGACAUGUUCAUCCUGGAUAGGAAUGUGCUUCUCGGUUAUACAACUAUCGUUCUGUAUUUAACUGCAUUUACAAGAUUUGUCUUGUUACCUUCUUGGGAGUUCAUAGGUUAUUUGACACUCCCUCAGGCUAUAAAUUAUGGGCACAUGCCUACUGAAGUGUGAUUUAUUAUUUUUAUAAAAAAAAAGAAAACAACUUACAUCCCACGUUUCACUGGAAAGAGGUUUCUUUGUGCACGAAGCCUUUAAAUUGUGAGCAGCCACUUACUUAUUGCUUUUACUUUUUCAGAUCGUGUUGCUUAAGGAUCUCAGUCAACUCCUCUCAGCAUGAAGAGUUUUGCUCUUUUCCUAGUAGUGAUCUGUGGCAUGGGAGGAUUGGGACAGAAGCUGAAGCCAAAGAAAAGAAGCAAUGGUGAAGAAAUCAAUUUUCGGACUAAAACCAAAGAUGUUUGCACAAUGCGCAUGAAUGGGGAUGAGGAGAUGAAACUUAGAAUUGAAUGCAAAAGCCAAGGCAUGUCCUACUGGUGUGAAUUCACUGGCAAGCCAUCAGUCUGUCGUGCUUUCAGAAACAAUCCAAAGAUUUACUGGAAUCAGAUCGCCAUGGAACUUAGAAAGCUCCCACACGCUUGUGAAUCCACACAAGUGUUGAAGAUCACCAUGUGCCAAAAGGCUCCCACAGAGGCUCUCAUGAAGCAAAUAGCUGCUGGUAUGGAGCCAGAAGAUCUAGCAAACCAGGACAAAUCACUCCAGAAAACUUCCACUUCUAUGAGGGGAGCGGGGGAAAGCUCUGUUAAGAAAAUAGGGAAACCUCCAAUACUACCUCUUAUAAAACCAACCCAACAUGGUCAAGGGUCCGAAAAUGAAACGGAAGCAAUGAAACUGGCACGGGAACAUUGCUGGGAAUCCCUGCAUGGUUUCUGCUCCUACAUUAUUGGCAUCUUUAGAGGUUAAGGAUUUG
Messenger RNA from Fulmarus glacialis (Northern fulmar), 1079 nucleotides. It is a transcript of the gene FGFBP2, whose product is annotated as fibroblast growth factor binding protein 2. Gene Ontology annotation, biological process: cell-cell signaling. The transcript has a single exon. NCBI's taxonomy places the organism in Eukaryota, Metazoa, Chordata, Aves, Procellariiformes, Procellariidae. Gene Ontology annotation, molecular function: growth factor binding. Bases 449 to 1072 code for a protein of 207 amino acids. The record is from RefSeq and is a predicted model, not a curated record.